This is a messenger RNA of Theobroma umbraticum, 1138 nucleotides long. RefSeq names its product non-specific lipid transfer protein GPI-anchored 29-like. Gene Ontology annotation, biological process: lipid transport. Lineage: Eukaryota; Viridiplantae; Streptophyta; Magnoliopsida; Malvales; Malvaceae. The record is from RefSeq and is a predicted model, not a curated record. Gene Ontology annotation, molecular function: lipid binding.
AUGCUUAUGGUUAAACUAAAUUAUAAAAUCUACAUAAAAAUGGAUAAAACUAGUGGGAAAGAUAUGGCUAAAUUUCUUCGGAAGGGUAUAAUUCAAGCUUUCAAUUCUUCAGAUACCAAGCAGCCUCAGUACUUAAAUGCAGCUACGAGUUUAAUGGUUGAAUCAAUUGAUUGUGGAGAUGGCCUCGCAAAGACCAGCCAACUAGCUACUAGGCGCCAGAAAGGCAGAAUCCAUCCCCGCUUCCAACCAAACAGAUCUAGAGGCUCAUCCCCACAGGUCAACUCACAGUUAGGUUGUCCACUUCAGAGGAAAUUGUGCAUGGUAUUGGUUAGGGGUGUGCAGACGACUAGAACUACUCCAAGCUACUUUCUUCAAAUCCGAAACAAAAUGGUGAGAUUUGUGAUUGCCAUUUGCAUUUUUAUGGCCUGCCUUGCGGUGGCAGAGCCCAAUACGUCACCUUCGUCAGCUCCAUCGCCCUCAGCGGGUUGCUCCACAAUCAUAUAUGACAUGGUGGAUUGUGUCUCGUUCUUGAGCGUUGGCAGCAAGGACAAGAAACCAUCCCCUACGUGUUGCUCUGGCUUUGAAACAGUGCUGAAUACUGAUCCCAAGUGCAUUUGUGAAGCAUUGAAGAGCAGUGCUGAAUUGGGUAUCGACGUGGAUCUUAAAAGGGCUGCCACUCUGCCUUCUGCUUGUGGGGUCUCUGCUCCUCCUAUUAGCAACUGUGAUGUUUCUUUGUCUCCUGGUGCGGCUCCAGGUACAGCUCCUGGUGCGGCUCCUGGCACAGCUCCUGAUACAGCUCCCGUUAACCCUCCACCACCACCUUCCGAUGGAGCUCCAUCCCCCAGCACCCCGGAGGCGCCUGCCGAUCCAGGGUCAUCGAUUACCCCAGCACCAUCAACCGACGACGGUGAUGAAGUUGCUAAACAAGCUCCGGCGCCGGCCCUGUCAGGAACCGACUCUCUAUCAGCUUGUUUCUUUGUAGUCAUUAGCAUGCUAAUGGUUUCUUUCUCUUAUGUUUCAGUCUAAUUUCAUUUCUCUUUGCUUUGUUUCUUAGGCUAGUUAGUUUUGAACUUGGUAGUAUGAUCGAUCCUUGUGGUGUCUACUUCUCUAGCGCUGUAGCUCAUUGCUUUGUCUUUUA